AUGGAUGAAGGCAAUCAAACUGUGGCGACAGAAUUUGUGCUUUUGGGACUUACUCAUUCCCAGAAUCUUCAGCUCAUACUCUUUGUGAUGUUUCUGAUUCUUUAUGUUCUCACUGUGUCUGGAAAUAGCAUUGUCAUGUUCUUAAUUACCACUGACCGCCAUCUCCAUUCUCCCAUGUACUUCUUUUUGGCCAAUCUGUCCUUUAUUGAUAUGUGGCUUUCCUCAGUCACCACUCCUAAGAUGAUUACAGAUUUUCUCAGGGAACCAAAGAGAAUUUCAUUUGAAGGCUGCAUGUGUCAGGUCUUCUUUGACCAUUGUGUUGGUGCAGUAGAGAUGAUGAUGUUGGUGGUAAUGGCUUAUGACCGCUAUGUGGCCAUCUGCAAACCACUCCACUACUUCACCAUUAUGAACCUGAAAAGAUGCACUGGGUUGGUGUUAGCUUCCUGGACCAUUUCCUUUGUGCAUGCCAUGAGUCAGCUUUUGGCAGUUGUUAAGCUACCUCUCUGUGGCCACAUGGAAAUUGAUAGUUUCUUCUGUGACAUACCCCUGAUAAUCAAGUUAUCCUGCACAGAUUCCCAUGAUUUGGAUAUUUACAUGAAUGCUAACUGUGGGGCUGUGGUUGUAACCUGCUUCAUUCUGUUGCUCAUUUCCUACACAUACAUCCUUAUCACUGUUCGCCAGAGCUCUAAAGCUGGUGCAUCUAAGGCUCUGUCCACAUGCAGUGCCCACAUCACAGUGGUGAUGAUAUUUUUUGUUCCCUGCAUCUUCAUCUAUGUGUGGCCCCUCAAUAUCAUCUGGUUGGACAAAUUUCUUGCUGUAUUUUAUACUCUUAUUGCACCUUUCCUAAAUCCAGUCAUUUACACACUGAGAAAUAAAGAAAUGAAAAAUGCUAUAAAGAAAUUAAAAGGCUACUUCAUGAAUCACAAGGAUAGUACAUAA
Mesocricetus auratus (golden hamster) is the source of this 939-nucleotide messenger RNA. RefSeq names its product olfactory receptor 4K3-like. NCBI's taxonomy places the organism in Eukaryota, Metazoa, Chordata, Mammalia, Rodentia, Cricetidae. Gene Ontology annotation, molecular function: G protein-coupled receptor activity; olfactory receptor activity. Gene Ontology annotation, cellular component: membrane. The record is from RefSeq and is a predicted model, not a curated record. Gene Ontology annotation, biological process: G protein-coupled receptor signaling pathway. The transcript has a single exon. The coding region runs from base 1 to 939 and encodes 312 amino acids.